Messenger RNA from Spodoptera litura, 4519 nucleotides. It is a transcript of the gene crm, whose product is annotated as cramped chromatin regulator. The record is from RefSeq and is a predicted model, not a curated record. Gene Ontology annotation, cellular component: nucleus. Gene Ontology annotation, biological process: pattern specification process. NCBI's taxonomy places the organism in Eukaryota, Metazoa, Arthropoda, Insecta, Lepidoptera, Noctuidae. Gene Ontology annotation, molecular function: chromatin binding.
UGUUAUUAUUUUCGUUAAGGGUUGAAUUUCAGGCAUGCAUUUAUAAAUAAUCCAAAGCGUUUCAAUGGUGUUUUUUAUAAUAUGCACACAGUGCAAUGCCGAAUAAAGGUAUAGAACUGAAUCGUAGUAGUCACUCAAUGGAUAAUAAGGUGGUUGCACCUGUACCCCAACAUGGAGCUGCUAGCAAAGUGGUUCCUGGUGCUACAAAGGUGCCUGUUGUGAAGAGCGUAAAAGACGCGGCCAUGUCUCCGGGAGCCCCAUCUAGUGGUGAUGUAGAGCGCACAGAACUGUUAGGCUCACUGACCACACAGCAACAACAGAGGACAAGCGCCAGGGUGAUCAAGAAGCUUCGACUGGAACCACCUGCUGAUAGGGACAAGAGACCCGAUAUUCCAGAAUGCGAGACUCCAAACAAAAUAGACGAGAAAGACCUAAAGUUUCCCACAGUAAAACAGAGAAUGCCAAAAGCCCUCUGGUCUACUGACGAAAAGAAUUUGUUCUUCGAGGCUCUGAAUGAGUAUGGGAAGGAUUUUGAUGCCAUUACUGCUUACAUCUGCGCUAAGAUGAAGAAGAAAGGCAUGCCUGAUGUCAACUUAAAGACUAAGACACAAGUCAGUCACUUCUACUACAGGACAUGGCAUAAGCUGUCCAAACAUGUGCACUUUGAUGAGAAUGUAAAGAAAGUGGCUCAAGAGUUAUACGCGUUAAUAAACUACGGGGAACUUCGCAAGAAGUUGGUCUCAGUGAACGAGAAGACGUGCGCUCGGCUCGGCGACAUGGUACUGUGUGGCAGUAUCGUAGUGCGCGCGCGCGGACGCAACCUGCGGGUGCGCACGCCCAUGUGUCGCGCGCUCAGGAGGCUUAAUCAAAUCACUGAGCGUGCGUGCGGCGCGCGCGUGUGUUCCCGCGCGCAGGUGGCGCUGCGCGCGCGCGACGCUAUGUCGUGGGCGCGCGUGCAGGCCGCCGCGCACAACCCGCGCGCCGCGCUCGCCCUGCCGCUGCGGGCGCGCCUGCACGCGCUCAUACGCGCGCUGCAGCACCGCUGGAGGGAACCUUCUACGUUCAAGCACAAGAUGUGUGAUAGCAUAGAGAUAAAAGCAGACGACACGCAGAAGGAGGUAGAAGAUUGCCCAUGUAUGGAGGAGAGUGAACCAAAUAGAGAACUGGAGGAACAUCUCAACUUGGAGACUGACAGGAUUAUUGUACAAGAACAAAAGGCCCCAAAGAAGCUGGCCCUCCACGUGGGCCCCAGACCGGGGGCCGACAUCCACCUUCCAGUGAUCAGUCCUAGUGAACAGCUCUCCAGCCAGAAGAUAUGCUUCUCCUCAUAUCUUGAACGAAUGGGAUCGCAAAGGGACAAGGAUGGCGGCGCAAAAAUACGUACACCGAAACGUCAGCGAAAAGACAGCGCCACAGACAAAGAUAAAGAAGAACAGAAGAAGUUCAAACUGGACGACUCGGACAAACUUAUCAAUAUAGAGGAAACUGCCAUUGACGGUAUAGAACUUAUGGCCAACUACAAAAUAUUACAAGAAGAUGAAGAGAAACCAAGCACAGAGGACGAGAAAGACCGAGAAAUCGCAGAAGAUGACGCUGGGUACCUGCCAGAGAGAGACAAGGAUAUGUCAGAGAGAGAGAAAGAUAGUUUUUCGGAAAUGGAGGACGACGAGAAGUAUAAUAAGAGCGACACGGACAAUGAAAGUGAUCACGGAAAAGAUAAAAACGGGAAGGAUACUCAGUUCAAGAAUUUGAAGGUAAAAUUCCGUAUUCGUCCAAAGAAGCGUGGCGGCAGUAUCUAUACUCUAGUCAUGGAUAAGGAUGCAGAGGAACCCAAGAUGGAGGAGACGAAGGUCGAGGAGUCGAAGGUCGAGGAGUCAAAGGUCGAAGAGUCGAAGACGGAGGAGCCGAGUAAGGAGGAGGAGGUCAAGCCAGAUAUUGAUGUAGACCUCGCUCUACGACAGAUUAGGAAAGGAUGGAGCGCGUCUGAUGCAGGAGACCUUACUAUUGGCGACUUGUAUCUUAUGUUCGGUUCCCGAUCUAAGCUAGAAUUAGAUUACUGGUGGGCGGAACCGACACCACCUUUACCGCAGCCACAAAAAUCGUCCUUACCCGCACCUACCUUACUGACGGAUAAACGCGACAAGAUAUCUGACAAAGGAGCCGACAGCUCAGUAGAAGAUGAGAAAGAGAGAGCUAGAGAGAGUGACAAUGAUAUUCUUUCCCCGAAGAACACGUACAGCCAGGACAGUAACGAUGGAAUGUCGGGAGACGAGAGGAAGUGUGAGCAGUUGGCGUCUCCGGACCAUAAGUCGUCAUCGGGCGGGGGGACCCUGAAACUGGUCAGCAAACUCAUCAACAGGCCACAGGCACCACAGACACAACAGAACGGGUUUGCUGUCAUGAGUGACAGGUUACGUCGACUACUGUGCCUAGUUGGCAACCCCCACGUGGGGGGCGCGGGGGCGGCGGCGGGGGGCGCGGCGAGGGCGCGCUGUCGCUGCCCCGCCACGUGUCCGCGCCGGACACACCAACACACGCUCGCGCUGCCACUACUGAAACCGCAGCAGUACACGUCCCCCGCGGCGGACAUGGCGGGCGCAGUGUUCCGGCAGCCCAUACCCAUCGCCCCGCGGCCCGGAGCAGAGUUGGCGCAGUCCGAGAUCCAGUGGGAAGGCCUGCCCCGCUGGCGGCGCGGCCGGCCCCGCCUGGCCGACCGCCGCGUCGUGGUACAGAGGCUACUGCCGCUACUGCCCAAACUGCCCGCUAAUGACAGUACGGCGGUGGGUCCGGCGAAGAAGGUGUCGGCCCCGUCGUCCCCGCCGCCGCCGCGACUGCUGCCUAAACCACCGCUACUCGCGCAAGACAAUAGCGUGUCGACGAUAGUGUACGUGGUGAGCGAGUCUAACGGCCAGUACUUCUUCCACGACGGCAACCGACGCAUUCCCAUCGUGCCGGAGAAACCGCUGCACCAACCUAUCCUCAUCAAAAAAGAAUGUCCAUCGGAAGACUCGAAGACGAACGGCAACGGAGUGCAGGAGCCAGGCCUCAGUCCGGAGGGAGGGGACGAGGGGGACAAGGGGGAGGGGAACAAACAGGAACAUACUGGCGCCACUACUGCACCACCGGAGUUCUUGUCGUCCGAGUCGAUGUCCCUGUCCCCGUCCCGCCUGCUGCAUGACGCGGAGGGCUGGCUGGACGCCGCCGAGCAUGACUUCUCACUGACCAGCUUCCUCGGACACCUCGAGGGGAGACCCAAUGUGGACUCCCACUUACAAUCUCUGAUGGCAGAGUCCAGCGUGGACUACGUCGCCAAGUUCGCAGACUUAGCUGCAGAAGUCACCGACGAACCAGACCAGGCUAGUGAGGAACCCACGUAGAAACCUACCUUAUUGCUAUAGGCAUAAAGUUCAUUUGUAAUGUAUAAUGUUUUAAUCAUAUGUAUGUCUAAAUGGAUGAAAUCUUAGAAUUUUGGUAUCUUCACGCUGAUUUGGUUGUCGAUUUUAUUACCUUAGGCAUUAAGUUCAUUUUGUUAUGAACGUUUUAUUGUGUGAUAUUUAUUUAUGUAUUAACUUCUAACCAGAUUUCGUUCCUUUGAAUAAAAAUUAAGUAUUCUAAUUAAAUAAAAUUGAAUUCUCAACGUUAUUGCCUUAGAGAUAAGGUUCAUUUUUUAAUUAUUGAUUUUAAUUAAGUUUUACUUAUGUGCUAACUCUGUUAUCGACUUUAUAAUCAUAUGUAUGAGGUUCAUUAUGUUAUGGACUACGUUUUAAUUGACAAACAAUCUGAUUAAGUAGAUUUUGCAAUACAUAAAAUUAAUAAAAACAAUUUGUAAAUACUUAAAAUUCAGUUAUGGACUUAAUUGCUAUAUUUAUAGAGUUUAUUCUUCUAUGAUGCUUAUACCGCUAAAUAAACUAUUCCCCUUGGAUAUAAGAUUCAUAUUGUAUUGUAUAAAGUUUUAGCCAUACAUUUUUAUGAUAUUUUGAUUCAUCAUGGAAAACUGAACCUUAUUCAAUGAGAUUAAGUUUUAUAAUUCUGUAACACUAUCUAUGAACGUUGCUUACCUAUGAUUUUAGAUGCAAAGGAAACUGAGCCUUAUGUAAUGUGUAUACGGUACAAAUUGUAUAUUAUUUAUUUGAUCUAGCAAUAAGAAUAAUUUUGUGAUACUUUAUUACGCAUUAUUUUUUAUAAUUUUACUUUAAGAUAAGGUCUCAACAACUUUAUUGUCAUCGGCAUACGGUUCAAUUUUAAUGUGUAACAUAUUAAGUGAAUUACUUCGUAUUGACUUAGGGCAAACAAUUUUACGAAAUUUUAUUACAACUUAUAAUCACCCUAAAGGAGACGAACAAUAAGAUACAUUAUCCUAUAACUUAAAUGAAAUGAUCACUAUUAUAGUAUAUAGUAUUGUUAAAUGCUGUGUUAUUUGCUAAUGUAGUUUACAAACAAACAUUUGUUAAUAUUUCAUUAUGGAUAAAUAUAUAAGGACAAUAUUGUUAAACAGCAUGUUACAUUAUAAUAUAAAAUA